GCGAAGCACGAAACGAAAAUGUUUAUCGUUUGCGGAUUUUAGAUUGUUGAGCUUACAAAAAAGGUGGCGAAUGAGAAGUUUCAAAGUAUCCCAUGGAAACUCACCAGCUGGAUCUAUUAAAGGAAAUGUUGAAAAACAAGACGUGGUAUAAGAGAUCAUUUCUUUUCCUUUGGAUCUGUCAUGGGGUUGUUCGUGGAGAAUUAAACACUACAGCCUUUGAAGACGAGACCACAAAACCAUUUUAUGAUGAAAGUGAUUAUUUUACACGUAGUUCUUCAAUCACCACUGAACAGGCAACGUAUGAUGCUAUUGUUUCUACUACAAAUCUCCCAAUUGUGUCCGAUUCUGAACUGAAUUCAACUUCCGUUUUAAAGCCGCCCGCUGAUGUUUUUCUAAAGCAUCAAGUUCUCGUAGCCAAUACGUGGACAGACCUAGAUACGCCAGAGUCAAACGAGCUGCCUGGUGUUCCUGGGAUUCCAGGAAGACCCGGGAAAGACUACCCCAUCUAUGGAAUUCCAUUGCCAAAGACAAAGUUCCGGUGUAGAAAACCUGGUUAUUUUGUCGACACGGACGCUCGUUGUCAGAUGUACCACAUCUGUCAAGAUGACAGGAUGAACAGUUUCUUGUGUCCGAACGGGACAGUGUUUGAUCAGAGGCAUCAAGUGUGCAACUGGUGGUUUUCUGUCAAAUGUCCAUUCAUCCCUCCGUUUCUUCAAUCCAAUGCCAAAUUAAAGUACUGAAGAUCUCCAAAUAUGGACCAACACUAGCAACACCCAAACUCGUUUUAUCAUAUAAAUAUAUAUUCCUUCUAUUGCAUAGAAUAAAGCAUAUCAUGUUAAAAAAAAUACAUUCUAUAGAUAAAAAUCUUAAACAAAAGGGACAAGGCCAGUUAAACAAUAUUCAAUGAAGUGAGAUUCCAUUAUGUAUUGCAAGAGUUUUUGUUGUUGUUCGUUCUAAAGGAAUAAUGAAUUCGACGAAAUGUCAUAAUAUUAUUCACAUACCUGAAUUAAUUUUUACUAUAUGAUGAAGUAAAACGACUCAAAACCCCUUAAAUAGCAUAUCUUGCUUAAAAACAGAAAACCAAUCAAGGUAAGAAUUCGUUACUAAAAUGCUUAAAAAUACUUUUUCUCAAACAUUUUCUUGGUAUGAAACCUUUCCUGUACAAUGUUCUUUUUUUCUCUUCCCAAAGACUUUACAAAUUCAAGUAAAAUUCAUGUUUACACCACUAACGUGUACAACAGUACUUGAUUUACACAAAUGACAGACAGACACAAAUAUAUAUAGUAAAAUAUCACUAGAAUACGGAAAAUAAAAAUUUUCUGCAGCUCAUUUUGACAUUACAAUCUUUUAUCACCGUGCUUUUUCAUACAUUUUCCUUAUCACUCUUGAUACCAGUUUUUCUCUGUAUCCUCUGAUGCUGGGUUACCAUAGCAAUAUGACAGCUAGUUAUAAAACAGAUUAACUCAAUCUUCAAACGACUGCAAUGAUACAGAUAUAAAGAACAGUGCUAACAAAAUACUGACCACAACAAUAUUAUUUUAUUUUGUCAUACUCUAAUAGUUGUAAAAUAAAUGUGAAAAAAAAAUUAACAACUGUGGUAAAGUAACAGAUCCAAUGGAAAACCCACAAUGUCGGUAGAUUCGCAGGAUGUGCACAGAAAAUGUUUAAGUUAUGAAACUUGUAACAAUGCUAAUAAGAACAUACCAGACUAAGUGAAAAUUGUUUCUACACGCUCACGAGUAACUUAACUCGUUUCAUUUAGCUUUGGCUUUAGCUUUUAAUCAGCAAUAUUUCUUAUCCAUAAAUUUCUUUCAUCACGUCUUCUAGCGAGAAUUAUAAACAAAUUUUAAUGUAUAACUAGUUCACCUUUGUCAAGUGCAUUAUUUCGUAUGUUCGAUUUGUUGCUCAUCACGAAACAUGCUUCUUAUGAUGUUUCCAUCCAUAUAAUGGUUAAACUUAUAUACCGUAGAAUUACAUCAAAGGCAUUUAAGUUCACAUAUCACUAUAGAUGUUUUCUUAAGUAUGAAAUUCUCUUUAUACUUUUGUAUUCUAUUUUCAGGUUUAACAACUGCUCUUAAAAUCAAUAUCCGAACAAGUUCGCUGCAACAGUUUACACAAUUUUGUGAUAUGUGUUUGCCUGUAUAAGGCUUUUUAUUUUAUUCAAAUAACUAUCUAUGAUUUUAUCAACC
Molecule: messenger RNA, 2189 nt
Organism: Limulus polyphemus (Atlantic horseshoe crab)
Lineage: Eukaryota; Metazoa; Arthropoda; Merostomata; Xiphosura; Limulidae
Exons: 5
Coding region: 93-740 (215 amino acids)
Cellular component (GO): extracellular region
Molecular function (GO): chitin binding
Source: RefSeq, a predicted model, not a curated record